CAGCAGUCUCUCUAAUUUGGGUGAACUCCGUCUGAACUUUUCCCUCGGACCACUGGCACAAGAGCAGAGCACGUCUCACCGCCCUGAUAAAGAUGGACAAAGAAGCAGAGGUUCGAAGAGCUGCGGUCCACGUCAUUGCUUUGGUUCUCAGGUGCCUUAGUGAUAAAACCACUGAGAUCUCUUCAUCAGCCGAUGUUGGACCUGCAGGCUGCCAGCAGGAGGGGUGCAGGGAGGGGUGAUAGAUAAAUAAAUAACCCAAUAAAGGAUGCACUGAGAGGAUGUGUGUGUAGCCAAGAAAAGAGGGUGCCUGCUUAAACAGCCCCAAGUCUUGUUGAACGCUGGCUGCACUGCAGAGCAGGGGGGAAAGCACAGAGAAGGGACCUUGAAGGAUUUCGGGCUGCAGUGCAGAACGAUGCCACCGCAGUACAGCACUGACACAGAGACACAGAGGACCCCCGACCUCCUCACAUCAGGUGAGAACUUCAUUCAGAGCUGAUAUUAGAGGCCUUAGGAGGAGAGGGAGGCAGAGACACAAAAAGAAGGGGAGGGAAGCAGAGGAGGAGGAGGGUAAUGGUGCUGUAUUUUUGGAUAAGGGAUCUCCUGAAUUAAGAGUGGCUGGAAUAAAGAUGUAGUGUGAGCAGGAGGCUGAACAAGGACGGUGCUGUGCUCCACUGUGGUGGAGAGGAGUGGAGCAGACGCCUGGCAGACACACACUGGCUCAGAGCGACUGAGAGAGAAAGAGAGAGAGCCCACCGCCACAUCUGCGGGGCUGGGAAGAUGCCCUCUCCCUUUGGCACUGCAGUGCGGAUCUUCAUCACCACUCUAUUUGCAGCAGUGGUGCUUUUUGCCAUUCUACUGGCUUAUGUGACAGGUUACCAGUUCAUCCACACCGAGCAGCACCACCUGUCUUUUGGCUUGUACGGUGCCUUUCUAUCCCUUCACCUCCUCCUGCAGAGCCUCUUCGCUUUCCUAGAGCACCGGCAAAUGCGUGGCCCUUCCAGACCCCAGCACCUGCGGCGCACUGUUGCCCUCUGCAUCGCAGCCUAUCAGGAGGAUCCGGACUACCUUCGCAAGUGUCUUCGGAGCAUUCGCCGCAUUUCUUUUCCUGGGCUUAAAGUCGUGCUGGUGGUGGAUGGGAAUCGGCAGGAGGAUGCUUACAUGAUGGACAUCUUCCAGGAGGUUAUGGGGGGAGUGGAGCAGACAGGCUGUGUGGUGUGGAAGGGGAAUUACCAUAGCGACGGGGAUGGGGGAGGAGGGAAAAGCUCGUUGCAUGCUGAGGAGGCUGCACGGGUGGCCAGGGUGGUGCGGAGUUGCCGUUACUCGUGCAUCAUUCAAGAGUGGGGCGGCAAGAGAGAGGUCAUGUAUACAGCCUUCAAAGCACUGGGAGAUACUGUGGAUUACAUACAGGUAUGUGAUUCCGACACUGUACUUGAUCCAGCAUGCACCAUUGAGAUGCUGAAGGUUCUAGAGGAGGAUCCGGAAGUGGGUGGGGUUGGAGGAGAUGUUCAGAUUCUGAACAAGUACGACUCCUGGAUCUCCUUCCUGAGCAGUGUCCGGUACUGGAUGGCCUUCAAUGUGGAGCGGGCAUGCCAGUCUUACUUUGGAUGUGUGCAGUGCAUCAGUGGACCUCUGGGAAUGUAUCGCAACUCUCUUCUUCAGCAGUUCCUGGAGCCCUGGUACCAUCAGACCUUCCUAGGAAGCAAGUGCAGCUUCGGGGAUGAUCGCCACCUCACCAACCGCGUCCUCGGCUUUGGCUACAAAACCAAGUUCACGGCACGCUCACAAUGCCAAACCGAGACCCCCACGCAAUAUCUGCGCUGGCUCAACCAGCAGACCCGCUGGAGCAAGUCUUACUUUCGAGAGUGGCUCUACAAUGCACUUUGGUUCCACAAGCACAGCCUCUGGAUGACCUAUGAAUCAGUGGUCACCGGGUUCUUCCCUUUCUUUCUGGUGGCUACAGUCAUUCACCUGUUCUACCGAGGUCGGUUAUGGAACAUCUUGCUUUUCUUGCUAACAGUCCAACUGGUGGGCAUGGUGAAAGCCACCUAUGCCUGCUUCCUGCGGGGCAGGCUUGUCAUGAUUUUCAUGUCACUGUAUUCACUACUCUACAUGUCAAGCCUGCUGCCUUCUAAGAUCUUUGCCCUGUUGACUAUUAACAAAGCAGGUUGGGGAACAUCAGGCAGGAAAAAAAUAGUGGUAAACCUUAUUGGGGCUGUGCCUGUGACCGUGUGGGCAGCCAUACUGCUCGGUGGGGUGGUUUACACCAUUUACUGUGAGGUGCAAGAGCCAUUUAGUGAGACAGAAAAGGCUCUUCUCAUUGCAGGCACCAUCCUCUAUGCCUGUUACUGGCUCAUACUCCUGGUGCUCUACCUGGCCAUAGUGGCUAAGCGCUGUAACAAAAGAGAGGAACAAUAUCACCUAUCCUAUGCUGAAGCCUAGCAUGGUCUCUCCAAAAGAUCACUACAUGCUGUCAGGGCUCAUUUCACAUGGCCCCGUCUUUACCUGGUGUUGCAAUCUUGGUUAUAAUUAUGGAUUGUGUGCAAGUCCAAGCUGUCAGAUGUUAGAUUUUUAGCUAAGUUGUUAGCUACGGCUACUUGAGAGUUUUCAAACAGAGUUUUUGAGAGAGGCAUAAUUUACAAAAGCUGACAUCAGGAAUGGUGCUUCUCCAGAUUAUAAAGCACACAAUAAGGAGGCGGCCAACCAAAGUGUGAACAAAAUGUUGAGCCAAAGGUUAGUCUAAGAGUUAUAAACGAUAAGCUGUCACACUCAUAGUAAGUUAAGGGGCUAUAUUGGUGCUUGGACUUUUAUUAGACAGAAUGUGAACUGUCAAGUAUAGAGAGAUGUGUGCCAACACUUGAGGAAACCGGCAUAAGAGUUUGCCAAACCCAGUCAGUAUUUUAACGUCUAUUAUCUGACAAUCCAGCAUAAUUCUAUAUUUCAUCAUUAGAAAUUGUGGUGCUGCUGAUCCUUUUGUGGGGUAGCAUUAUAGUAUAUUCUAGAAAGAACAAACAGCAUUUAAAUUAGACUUAUGGUACUCCACAAAUAUUUAGUAUACUGUAUAUGUUUACAUUUCAAGAUGGUUAUAGUAACAUUCAGUUCCAGUAAAUGGAUAGUGUCAGGCAACCAAAGAAGAUUUUCUCUAGCAUCUAGAAUGUUUUGUUCCAGUGUGUGAGGAAAGAUUGGUUUACUAUUUUUAUUCCCAUUCUCUUUUUUUACAUAUAAGACAAACUUUGUAGAAGAAUAAGAUACAUUUGUUUUUCAAUUAUUUCCAUUAUACCAGAGACAUAACAAACAUGGUCAGUAAUACUUAUUUUUUUUCCCCUAGUUCUGAGAACUUAAAAGCAUAAACAGUGUUACAUAUACAUACAUGCAUACAUACAUACAAAUAUAUGACUGUCCAGUUAUACUGCCUGAAACUUUACACAUUACAUAUUUUUGUUUACAGACUUUGAAUAACAUAUAGUCAUUUACUAUUUUUCAUUAGUUUAAUUAAAUUGUUUGUUAGCUAGAAAGAUGAAAUCAAAAAAAGUGGACUGAAGCAAGAUGUUUGUGGUAUGCAAUGUUAGUUGUUUUAAGGAUUACCAUAACUGGAUCAAAGGUGUAAAAAGACUGUUUUAACACCCUCAACCCACCCAUGCAACAAAUUAGUAGAUUUACUUUGGUAGCGGUUAGCCACUUUCUCUGCUCCCUUCCCCCCAAAACUCUGGCAGAGACCUAAACACUGAGGCUAGUGUGAAUAUGCAUGCACAUUUAGAGAGAAGCUUCAAGUUCAUGCAACAUUUGCCAGCUCGACUUCUGCUUGUGCAUUACAUGUGAUAACUGUGUCUUAACAGUGAACAUAUGUGGACUGCAGAAUCCUCUAAGGCUGCAAAAAAAUCAGGUGACUCUGAUGUCAUAAUACAAUUAUGAAACCAGAACUCUGUGUUUACAAUCAAACUUGGAAUUGCAUUUGUGUGUUUUCAGAUUUUAUGCAAUUCAGUUGUAGACUGGGUGGCUGAUAUGCUCCUCAGGAACAGAGUGCAGGACUUAAAAAUGAAU
Carassius auratus (goldfish) is the source of this 4038-nucleotide messenger RNA. RefSeq names its product hyaluronan synthase 3-like. Gene Ontology annotation, cellular component: plasma membrane. NCBI's taxonomy places the organism in Eukaryota, Metazoa, Chordata, Actinopteri, Cypriniformes, Cyprinidae. The transcript is spliced from 6 exons. Gene Ontology annotation, biological process: hyaluronan biosynthetic process; polysaccharide biosynthetic process; extracellular matrix assembly. Gene Ontology annotation, molecular function: hyaluronan synthase activity. The record is from RefSeq and is a predicted model, not a curated record. The coding region runs from base 778 to 2439 and encodes 553 amino acids.